This is a messenger RNA of Penicillium griseofulvum, 1302 nucleotides long. RefSeq lists its product as uncharacterized. The record is from RefSeq and is a predicted model, not a curated record. The transcript is spliced from 3 exons. NCBI's taxonomy places the organism in Eukaryota, Fungi, Ascomycota, Eurotiomycetes, Eurotiales, Aspergillaceae. The coding region runs from base 1 to 1302 and encodes 433 amino acids.
AUGUGCGUUGCCCAGCAGCAAUCGGGACAUGGUAUGACUGUGUUCGUCAACCAAACCCAGCAAGGCGAUUCUGGUGGCGCCCACCGAAUCUCUGCUCAAAAGAGAAUUACAGUCAAAAAUAACCACAGCCCCGGGAAUCACCCACUCAAUCUUAUCGGGAAGGAUAACGGUACCCGCCUUCUUGAUUAUUUUGUCUCUUUUAUUCAGCAGAACAUGUUCACGACGGGCUUCUCAUCAAUACUUCCGGACCUGCUUCCCCUAAUUUCAACUUCCCCACUUUUGUAUCAUGCAGUGAUUGCGGUUGGUGCUUUGAAUGCGAACCGACAGACAGGUGGACGAGCAUUACAGGGAGAGAAACCCCCCUUUGUGGAUGCCAUGACCUCUUACCAUAAAUCAAUUGGUAUUUUGCGGUCGUGUGUCGAAAAUGAUAAUGUGAUGCAAAGAGAGGACGUUCUCUGGGCCACAUUCUUUCUGGGGUUGUUCGAGUUGCUCUCAGAUGAUUCAGGUGAAGGCUGGGUAAAGCACAUGCUCUAUGGAACAUCAAGAAUGCUCCAACUUGCAGGACCAAGCCAUUGCAUGUCAUCGCCUCGAAGGAUAUUCUACGACCUGUUUCGUAUCCUCGAAGCUAGCCGAGCAUUACUAUUUGGCGAAGAAACAAUUCUUUCUCAGGAAUCCUGGCUUCAACUCCAAAAAACUCUGUCCAGCACCGCCGCUCGGUGGGAGCCACUGGAGGAAAUUAUAACACUAAUGAUCCAGGCAUCGGCCUUCAGCCUACAAGCCGGUACUAUAAUUGAUAAUAUUUCCGAAGAAGAACGAUUCAAGGACCCGUCAGUUGCUCUGAUUGGAAUUGAAGGACUCAAUAUCCAAGAAACCAUCUAUAACUGGCACACAAAGACGUUGCUGCAGAUGGCCCAAGAUGGUCCUAGCGAAUAUUCAAACUUAGCAUUGCUAUAUUACCACGCUCUACUAAUAUUUCUCUCCGGCAACUAUGACUAUUUCCCUUACUGGAACGAUAUCCCAGCCCCGGUGUUAUCCCUAGCUGAAAUUUCCGAACACCUGAGUUCGAUCCUGUAUCUCUCAGGCGAGGUGUUGCACCACUCCAAGAUUCCGGGAGUGAUGUUGUUUUUCCCAGUCACCGUUGCAGGAGCUCGAGCCCGGAAAGUUGACCAACAAUCCGAAAUCUUGAAUCUGCUCGAUCUGGUCGCCAGGAAUGGAUUCGUGGUCGCAAAUAAGAUACGGGGUGGUUUGCUGGAACGGUGGGGCGAGAGAAAUCGGGAAGAGAGAAAGCAUCUUCCCGCAUGA